Messenger RNA from Trichoderma atroviride IMI 206040, 2214 nucleotides. RefSeq lists its product as uncharacterized. The record is from RefSeq and is a predicted model, not a curated record. NCBI's taxonomy places the organism in Eukaryota, Fungi, Ascomycota, Sordariomycetes, Hypocreales, Hypocreaceae. Gene Ontology annotation, cellular component: NuA4 histone acetyltransferase complex; Rpd3S complex; nucleus. Gene Ontology annotation, biological process: chromatin organization; regulation of DNA-templated transcription.
CGAAAGGGCCCUUUCCAUCUUACACAAGCCACUGGGCAAUUUAAUUUUACCUUUAAAACGCCAAAAGUUAUCCAGUGCAGAAUUUUUCUUUUAGACUCGCAGCCCCAGAUAUCUCAUUCUCGUUUUCACCAUGGCUCCAGCGCGACAGCAGCCGCCUCCGCCAUUCAGCAAGGACGAAAAAGUCCUGUGCUUCCACAUGGACAUGCUUUAUGAGGCCAAGAUUAUGGAUGUGCAGCCUGCAGAGAAGCCCAAUGAAGGAUAUCGGUACAAGGUUCACUACAAAGGGUGGAAAAACACGUGGGACGACUGGGUGCUGGUGGACCGCAUCCGCCCCUUUGACGACGAGCACAAGGAGCUGGCGGCCCAGCUUCACGCGCAGCUCAAGACUAGCAUGCAGAAAACGGCAAAGGUGCCCAAGAAGGUCGUCAAGAGCGGCGGCGAGUCGGCGCGCGGCAGCGAGGAGCGAAGUUCGGCCGUGACCCAGGGAGGUCGGGGUGGUCGAAGAGGCAAGGACUGGGAUCUCGAGCAGGAGGACGCCUUCCACAGCAAGCCAAUGAUCAACAUAUCCGUUCCUGAUCAUGUGCAGGCCAUGCUGGUUGAUGAUUGGGAGAACAUUACCAAGAACAACCAGCUUGUUCCUCUGCCUCAUCCCAAGCCUGUGUCCAAAAUCUUUGAGGAUUAUCUUGCUGUUGAGCGGCCACGCCGAGAAGAAGGCUCUUCGAGCAUGGACAUCCUGGAAGAGGUGAUUGCCGGGUUCAGAGAGUAUUUCGAGAAGGCUCUCAGUAGAAUACUUCUUUACAGAUUUGAACGCCAUCAGUACAUGGAUGUGCGGAAACUUUGGGAUAACGCGGAGGAGAACUCACAGUACAAAAAUGUCUGUGAUGUGUAUGGCGCCGAGCAUCUUGCCCGCUUGAUUGUCUCAUUACCUGAACUCCUCGCACAGACGAACAUGGAUCAGCAGUCGGUAUCACGCCUCAGAGAAGAGAUUGGAAAGUUCACUUCCUGGCUAGGGCGCAACUGCGAAACAUACUUUGUCAACGAGUACGAGACUCCAUCCCAAGAGUACAUUGACAAGGCACGGAGCUUCUAAGUUGUGUCUUGCCUCCUCUCAACCUUUCCAAGACAUGAGUGAGCUGCAAGAAAACGGCAUGGCGCUCCUCAUACAUGCCUAGGAUCGUACCAAGAACUCCCUUUGGCUAUAUUAUUUUCCUACAUUGUGUUUUUUGUUGUUUUUAAAAAGUUGGUAUCAAACUAGUGGGUUGAGAAUGGCGCCGGCCGCGGCUCGCUGGCUCAAAUUGGUUUCCCAUUCUACCAACCCUUUUGGCUUCAUUUUGUAGGAUUAUCGUUUUUUUUUUGUUUUUUUGUUAACGGAUAUCGCCGGUAAUGGGUACUGGAUAGCAAGGUGUUAAAUGUGAUGAUUAUUGUGGUUUUCUUCUUUUCAAUCACACAGGUAGAACAAGAGGAAGAUGAAAGAUGAUGGAGGAUGGAAAUAGCUACAAAGUAAUGCAAGGCGUUUGUUUUUAUGUCUACAUCUCCGCUUGUCUCGUGACUGCACAUCAUUCUCGUCCCCCCUCUCUUUCAUCUCGUCCGUCUUUGGUACAUUGUUGCCGUCACAAUAUCGUACACUUCUUUUUGAUAUAUCCCCAAGCCAAUAUAUAUACAUACACACAAUGCUCCCACACCAAACGAGCAUUCCAAAAACGCUCAUGACCAAAAAAAAAAGCAAAAAAACAUCAAGAUAACAUUUUUACAUCCGUCGCACCGCCCUCUCAACGUAAAACCCCUUCUCCGGCGUCCUCUCCGCCUUGACCUCGCCCUUGCUCAGCCUCCGCUCCACCUCCUGCACGCGCACCAGCUCCUUGACCUUCAUAAUCAUGCCGGCAAACUGCGGCUCCGCGGGGUGGAAGACGGUCUGCAUGCGGCGGCGCAGGCCCAGCGCCUGGAGCACGCCGCGGGUGCGCUCGGGGAGGCCGAUGGCGGAUCGGUGGAGGGUGAUGCGGAAGAAGGACAUGGUGUGUGUAUUUUUGUGUUCCCGUGAGGUUCGAUUGUUUGGAUGGCGAGAGAAAGGCUUAUUCGUCGUCUAGAUAGCUCGUGGAUGUUCGAUUGUCGUAAUUCUCCAAAGCACAAAUGUCCCAGUUCGCAGGCAACAACACUCAAUUUUUGCAACGAUGCAAUUCUCCAAUCCUGCCCUCCGCCUUGUUUUCUAGAGGAGUA